CUUGCAACAGAGAACAUAAAUCUUCAUCACUUUGCAUUCCCAAAUAUGGCACCACAACAACAAAGUUGGCUCACACGCACUACAAACGCCGCCGCCGCCGGCAUCGGGAACUUCACGGGAGGCAUUGUAAACGCAGCCGGCAACGGAAUAGCUGGAGCGGGCCGGGGAGCGGGCGCAAGCGUUACGAAUACCUCCCGCAGCUGGGGGAAUGCAGUCCGCGAAUACGGCAACCAGAUCAAGGACAUGACCGGCGCGGCGGGCCCCCGAGUCGGUACGGACAAGAAUCCGUUGGGUUUGGCGAGUACACCAGCCGGCGCCAGGGCAAAGGCGAAAUCGGCGCCUGGCGGGCCUCCGAGGAAGGGAACUGCUAACAACCCGUUGGGGCUAUAAGGACUGGACAGGGGGGAUGGCAAUGACAUGAUUUGACAAACGCAAUACCACGGUUAUAUGGAGUUAGCAUAUAAGAAUUGGAUUCAAAAUUACAUCUAGUACAGGCUGCCGGAGUAGGGUAUCAUUUCUAUACAUCAACGUCAAAGUUUCUUGUGCCAACC
Molecule: messenger RNA, 551 nt
Organism: Westerdykella ornata
Lineage: Eukaryota; Fungi; Ascomycota; Dothideomycetes; Pleosporales; Sporormiaceae
Exons: 2
Coding region: 46-390 (114 amino acids)
Source: RefSeq, a predicted model, not a curated record